AUGGAGGAGUUACAAUUAAAUAUUUCAGUUUCCAAGAAGAGUAACAAAAAGUUGGAAGCGCCGAAGAAAGAUGCCCCAGAAUACAAGUUUUUAACGAAACCUAAAUUUACUGGUACGACGAUAGCCAGGAAGAGACCUCAAUGUUUAUCUCAGAAGGGAAUAACCCUUGGAAACAACGACGGAGAUCCUCCGAAAAAAGUGUCAAAACAAGUUGCUUCACCGCAAACAAAGAAGGGUGAUUUGGCUUCAAAUUUGCGUGAUUUAAGUGAGAAUAAGGGCAAGUUUCAAGGUAAAAAUUAUCAGGACCUUUCUGACGAUAUAAAAAUAAAGCAAAAACCACGAAGCAGUGGCUGGAUUUCAUCGUUAUUCAAGAACAACCCUGAUGUUCCUCGCAUGGGCCAGAGAGCAGUAAAACCAAUUGUAGAAAAAGUGUUUUCUGGCACAACAUUUGCUGAUUUAGAUAUUCAUCCACAUUGUGUAGCUAGUUUACAACAGACCUUGAAUAUAAAGGAUCUUAUGACUGUUCAGCAAAAUGCUAUACCUGUUAUUUUACAAGGCCGUGAUGUGCUGAUCAGGUCUCAAACAGGCUCAGGAAAAACACUAGCCUAUGCUUUACCCGUCAUAGAAGGUCUGCAAGCAAUAAGGCCUAAGAUCAGUAGGCAUGAUGGGAUCCGAGCUGUUGUAGUAGUGCCUACUAGAGAACUGGCCGUUCAGACAUAUGAGCUCUUUGUAAAACUAGUUAAGCCAUUCACGUGGGUUGUGCCUGGUCUAUUAAGUGGAGGUCAGAAGAGAAAAGCAGAGAAAGCAAGAUUGAGAAAAGGUCUUAGCGUUUUAGUUGGUACGCCAGGCAGAAUUAAUGACCAUUUGAGACACACUAAAUCUUUGAACUUUGCUAAGACUGGAUGUUUAGUACUGGAUGAAGCUGAUCGUCUACUAGACAUGGGCUACGAAAAAGAUGUAGCAGCUAUUGUCAAAGCUAUUGAAGAUCACAAAAAAGCAGCAACUUAUGAUCCGAUAGCUCUUAUGAAACAGAAUGUAAAAAAGAAAAUAGCUAGUGAUGACGAGGUUGAGGAAUCUGACCAAAAAGUGACUGAGGAAAUAACGCAUGUGAAACAUGCAAUAACAGAAGUAAUGCUUUCCAAAAGACGUCAAACUAUUUUGCUGUCUGCAACAUUGACUAAAGCAGUUGAAAAUUUAGCCGGGAUCACUAUGGUGGAUCCUGUAUUCAUAGAUACGUCAGAAGGCAGAGCAGUUGUAGCUGAUUCGUUAAAACCUCAAGUUCAAAAGGAAUUCGAAAAAGUCGGAAAGGAAGAACCAGUGAAUGAGGAAAAGGGAAAAAAUAAAAAUAAAUCCAAAGCUAAAAUAAAUACUGAGGAAGUUGAUGAUGAAAGUAACAGUUCUGAUUUUCAAGAAGACAGACGGGUAGAAGUCAAGAAAGGAUUAACAGCGUUUAGUGGAAUAAAACACUCAGACUUAUUUAAAAACGACGACGAUGAUGAUGACAACGUUGUGGCAACUAGUUCAAAAGUAGAUGAUGUCAAAAGCACUAGAGAAGAAAGCGACAGUGACUCUGAUUACGAAUACUUCAAAGUACAAAAAGAACUAGAAGUCAAGAAACCCGCUGCCAUGGAAAGUGAUGACGAAACAGAACCAUCAUAUGUGGCUAAUACGUUUGCAGAUGCUCUCAAAACAGCUAUAGUUGAAGAUGAAUUAGUUUUGCCAGCAACAGUAAAUCAGACAUUCCUUAUAGUGCCAAUGAAACUGAGAUUAGUUACACUUUGUUCUUUGAUCGUCGAACAUUGUGUGUUGAAUAAAAAAGGUGGCAAGAUGAUAAUAUUCAUGGCGACUCUAGAAAUGGUGGAAUACCAUUCGGACUUGAUAGAAACAGUACUAACAAAAAAGGACGUAAAAGUGAAGAAGAAAGAUAAGAGGAAAGAAAGGAUAUCAAAAGCUAAGAGGAGAAAAACAGAUGGUAUCGACAGUGAAGAGAACGAAUCUUCGGAAGACUCUGAGUUUGAAAUAGACUACGAAGGUCCAACUGAGGGCGGCCUAGUGCCCGUCGCUUUUGAGGCUUACAGUCUGCACGGAUCCAUGCCCCAUGAACAGCGGAUGGAGGUGUUUCGGCAGUUUCGGAAGGCUAAGAACGGUGUGCUCAUCUGUACUGACGUGGCAGCAAGAGGGUUGGAUAUACCACGUGUCGACAUGGUUCUGCAGUACUGUGCUCCUGCAUCUGCCACUGAUUAUGUCCACAGGGUAGGUCGUACAGGGCGCGCCACGCAAGUAGGCGCAGCGAUGAUGUUCUUGCUACCGAGCGAAGCAGAGUUCGUGAGAUAUCUCGAACAAAAGCGAAUUAGACUACGUCAAGCAAACGAAAAGCAAGCUCUGGAAGCGUUGCGAACAGUGGCGCCAGCGGCUGCGAAUCCAGCCAGAGCUGCCAUUGCAGUACAGACACGGUUAGAACAGGUUGCACACAGUAACCGAGAGUGGCUAGCGAGGGCUAGUAGAGCAUACACGUCAUGGGUACGUUUCUACUCGGGCUACCCGCGCGAGGUACGGUCGUACCUGGAUGCAAAGCAACUGCACCUCGGCCACGCGGCCAAGGCCUUCGCUCUUAGAGACACUCCGGCGGCUUUAGUAAAACGAGCUAAAGGCCACCCCGGCCUGAAGCAGGAACGACCUAGUAAUAGACUUACUGUACACGAGGAGGAGGAAAAGAAGAGGCCAGGGUUCCCGAAAGUGAAAAUGGGUGCACCAGGUAGAAUAGUGAACAAACAAAGCUCCAUGCACACAGCCAGCGAGUUUGACAGCGGUUUACCGCCCGUCGAACACGCAAAGAAGAAGAAAAAGAAGAUUAAAUAACAAAACACGAUUGUAAAUUAUGU
Molecule: messenger RNA, 2882 nt
Organism: Hyposmocoma kahamanoa
Lineage: Eukaryota; Metazoa; Arthropoda; Insecta; Lepidoptera; Cosmopterigidae
Product: probable ATP-dependent RNA helicase CG8611
Exons: 13
Coding region: 1-2859 (952 amino acids)
Biological process (GO): ribosome biogenesis
Cellular component (GO): nucleus
Molecular function (GO): ATP binding; nucleic acid binding
Source: RefSeq, a predicted model, not a curated record